UGACACACGAGAGGCAAGGAACACAAGAUCUUAUUCAGAAGGGUUUUGACACACGAUUUCUAAAAAGAUUACACGCGAGAGGAGUAAGAUAUUUUCACCUCUAAGCUCCCAAAUUGAUUGUGGAGAAUUGUCUAGGGUUUCUUCGACCAUGGUUCCCAAUUCCACGAGCGAGGCGAAGACGACGACCGAAGAAACUUCGAACGAGCACGAGAUGACGACGGAAUCAAUGGGGAUCGCUGAUUCGUCUGUGAAAAAGCGCAAGGCCGAAGAAGAUGCCUCUGAUUCCGAACAUGCUUCUGAUCCCGAAGACGACGGUGAAGAUGGCGAGAUGGAGAUCGAGAAUGAGGCCGGAGAAAGCGGUAACAGCAGCGCAGAGGACCUGCCGGAGUGGGGUGUUGACAGCUUCGAUGGUUCGGAGUACGAAUCUCCUAACGACGAUGAGGAGUAUUUCUCCGAUGAGGAGACUGAUCUCAAAUUGCGUCGAUAUCUUCGCCAGAUUUACGAGUCCAGGGGUUUCAAAGUGGAGUUUGGAAGUGCUCCAAGAUGCAUAGGGGGAUAUUUUCCCGUUAAACUCGAUUCCGAGUGCUUACCUGGCAAAACUUCCCGCCAGUACAUGGAAGAGAUGGUUGCAGCUGCUCUUGAGAAGUACAACCGGAUAGAGGGAACGAGUGUUGAAUGCGACCACAUUGUGAGGGCCGUUACUAGAUCGGCUGUUGGUAAGGUGUCGUACAUUACAUUUAUGGCUAAGGAGAAGCCCGGUGAUGAAGAGCUUGUAGAAUACCAAGCUAAAACCCUUCAUAGGGCGUGGCUUAAGAUGGUUUAUCCCAUCUUUUGCAGAAAAGCUUCUGAAGCGAUAGAUUCGAGUAAGGUAUCGAGAGGAAUAGCGAAAACCACGGACGGAGUCAGGCGAAACAAGAUUCGAUAUUGCUUUUUGGUUUGAUCGUAUGACAUUGGGUUCUGGAAAUCCGAUUUAUUCUAGGUUGAAUGAUGAUGAUGUUGCCGAGUUUGCCAAGACCUACCUGCCACAGAUGAUGUUUGUUCUUGUUAUGAACAAGGUUUGCUAGGAUCAAGUCUGUAGUGGAUUAAGUAAAUUAUGGGUUAUGUGCAAGACAUCUUUUAUUGCUGUCCAAAAAUUGUAAGAGCUUAUCAGCUUAUUUUGUUCAUCUUUCUGGUCAUUAUCUAAUCUUAUGCAAAGAAGAACUCGGACUUUCUGAUGUCCAUUUCAGAGUAAAAGAAAGAGCUCUACUCUUUUAUCUCU
This is a messenger RNA of Tarenaya hassleriana, 1258 nucleotides long. RefSeq lists its product as uncharacterized. The transcript has 5 exons. The record is from RefSeq and is a predicted model, not a curated record. Bases 149 to 940 code for a protein of 263 amino acids. NCBI's taxonomy places the organism in Eukaryota, Viridiplantae, Streptophyta, Magnoliopsida, Brassicales, Cleomaceae.